Manis javanica (Malayan pangolin) is the source of this 924-nucleotide messenger RNA. RefSeq lists its product as uncharacterized. NCBI's taxonomy places the organism in Eukaryota, Metazoa, Chordata, Mammalia, Pholidota, Manidae. The record is from RefSeq and is a predicted model, not a curated record.
AUGCGCCUCCCCGCCGCGCGGCCCUCACCUUGGGCACUCUUCCGGCUACGUCCCCUCCUUCCUCACACCGCCUACCCCGCUUGGCCCCAAUGCCGCCCGGGGGAAGAACCCGAGAGCAGCGGGGUGCGAAGCUUGCUCAGGUCUGGCUCCUGCUCCAGCCGGGCUGGAACGCAGGACCUCUGCCUGCACGACUGGGCGGAGCUGUUCCCGGCGCUGACGCGGCGCCCAGGAGCCCUGACGGGUCCCGGGGAGGGGUUCCCGGCGCAGGCCGCAGCUGGGGGGAAUGAGGCCCGGCUCCCCCAAGCUGGGCACAGCGGGCCAGCGGGCGGGGCCGCGAGCACGCCUCGCGGCGAGCUCUUCCUCUCAUCCGCGCGCCGCGAGGACUUCUCAGAGAGGCUGAUCCGGGACCCAGGCUGGGUCAGCGAAACGUGGACCGGGAGUGAUGAGAGGGGUGAAGGCUCAGAGGACUGGUACUUCAGACAAUGCCGAACGGCCCAUCGGGAGCAGAGGCUGUCAUGCUUCUCUGUCCGUGAAAAUCUGCAUCCUUUAGAACCCAAACAAUGUACUCCUAUGGAAAUGCAGAAACAUUUUCCACGGUGUGGAUUUGCACCGACAAAGGUCCGCAAAUCGCCCUCCCUAGCCCUCGGCCUAUUCAGACCUCACGGGGAGCGGCGUCCUCAGGAGGCAGGUGGACGGCUGAUCCCGGGCGGCGCCGGCCGUCGGAGCCUGGAUCCCAAGGGUCGAGGGCACCCGGAGUUUCCGACCAAGCAGAGGAAAAAAAGAUGAAUAUUGUUACUUCAGGAAGGAUUUAGGAAGUCUUCGCACUGCCCCAGAGCGACAACGCUAAUUUAUUGAAGAAAUACCUCUUAAUGCCCUUCGUCUCCAAAUAUCUGUAGGUAGAGUAGAAGCCUGCUGUAGUUGUUG